AAUAUCCGCAUUGUGUCAUACUUAUGCAACUAAGAGAGGUCCUGCUCAGACUAACCCUUAGAUUAAUGCGGAUGCGAGCCAACCGUGCUAGCGCCCCAGCGCCGCUUGCUGCUGUUCUGCUGCAUGCACGGAGCUCUUCUGGCACUCCAGAAGGUUGCCAGGGGAAGGCGAGAUGGGCCUGUAUGCUCUUAUGCGGAAUUACAUCAUUGUUAGCCAUGACGCUACAACUAGACUCACUGGGCGUCUCAAGGAUACAGCACCAUGAAUGAAGCUUGACCACCUAACCCGAUAGCACGACCGCCGCAGCCCACGACACGACUUGCAUUUCGAUCAUUUGUACUCGGUCGCCGGCCCCCAGGAUUGUGAACUCAUCAUGGAUGCUUGGGCAAGAAACGAAACCGAGUGCGAUGGGAAUGAAGCCGUCCGCCCCGGCGAGAAGGACAUCUAUGUCCAGCUGGUCAUCUCCUUCUCGCUUGGCCUCAGCGCUUUCGUGCUCUUUUGUUUCCUCCGCCCGCGAUGGCCCACUCUGUACGCCGCCCGAAAGCGACACAGCGACCCCCAGGUAAAUCUGCCGACGCUACCGGACAGCUUCCUGGGAUGGAUACCGGCCUUGUACAGAGUGACCGAAGCGCAGGUCUUGGCCUCGGCUGGCUUGGACGCCUACGUCUUUCUCAGCUUCUUCAAGAUGGCCAUGCGGUUAUUCGUCAUCAUGUUCUUUUUCGCUGCGACUGUACUCUGGCCGAUCAACAACGCCUUCGUCGAACCACCUGCCCCGUCCAAAGGCGGUUCGAAUGGGCAUAAACACGACUUGUUUCCAUACCGUGACUUUUACCCGAAGCCGCUUUCGCGGGCAUACCCCCUCGACGUGUACGACCUAAAACACGCCGACCAUCACAACGAUGAUGGCUGGCUGCACAUGAAUAAACCAUACCUCUGGUCAUACCUAGCUUUUACCUGGUUCUUCGCACUUCUCACCAUGUACUACCUGAAUAAGGAGACAUACAAGAUCAUCAAGGUCCGCCAGGACUACUUGGGCACCCAGUCUACGAUUACGGACCGGACGUUCAGAUUGACAGGUAUCCCGAAAGAUCUGAGGUCUGAAGCCAAGAUUAAAGAGUUCGUCGAGAAUUUGGAGAUUGGAAGAGUCAAAUCCGUUACACUGUGCCGCGACUGGGCCGAAGUCGAUGGUCUGAUGGCCGAAAGGAAUGCUGUCUUGCGGAAACUGGAAGAGGCCUGGAGUGUGUAUAUGAACAAAAAGCCAACUAUUGGCGUGGCACGUUCGCGGUACAACGGCGAGGACUCUGGCCUGGGCACUUACAGCGAUGAGCACGAAGCGCAUGAAAACAACUCUCUCUUGGCUGGAGAUAGCCUUCGCAAUCUGGCCCCAGGACGACCGCGACCCACGACUCGCAUUAGGUUUGGCUUCUUCAAGUUUCGGAGUCGCCAGACCGAUGCAAUCGACUAUUACGAGGAACAGCUGCAUCGUUUGGAUGAGAAGGUACAUGCGGCAAGAAGAAAACAAUACACCCCAGCAGCCACUGCUUUUGUCACCAUGGAUUCCAUCGCAGCUUGCCAGAUGGCCAUUCAAGCAGUCAUCGAUCCUCGACCCGGACAAUUUCUGUCAAAGCCGGCGCCAGCGCCAUCCGACGUGGUCUGGAAGAACACCUACGCUCCAAUGUGGAGGCGCAGGUUGCAAGCAUGGACUGUUACGAUUUUCAUUACAGUGCUCUCCAUCAUAUGGAUUAUUCCAGUCGCUUCCGUGGCUGGGUUUGUCAGUGUUUGCACCAUCAGGAAGCUGUCUCCGAGUCUGGAGGAAUUUCUGUUGCGACACGAGAUCACAAAGGCACUCGUACAAACUGCAUUGCCUGUAGGCGUCGUGUCAUUGUUAAAUGUUCUGGUGCCGUAUCUCUACGAUUAUCUCGCCAAUCAACAGGGUAUGGUAUCACAGGGCGACGUUGAGCUCUCCGUGGUAUCUAAGAACUUCUUCUUUACCUUUUUCAAUGUUUUCCUGGUGUUUACUGUGGGUGGCUCCACAUCUCAAAUCUGGCCAGUACUGCGCGAAUCGUUCAACGACACGCAAUACAUUGCCGUUACCCUGGCACGGUCGAUUACGAGACUGAGCAAUUUCUACCUCAACUUCAUUAUGCUUCAGGGAAUCGGUUUGUUUCCGUUCAGGCUCCUGCAGUUUGGUAGUGUUUCGCUCUAUCCAAUCUACAGGUGGGGAGCCAAGACACCUCGAGACUUCGCAGAAAUCGUCCAGCCCACGCUCUUCAACUAUGGCUUCUACUUGCCUACGUCUCUGCUCGUCUUUAUCUUGUGUCUUGUCUACAGCGUUCUUCCGAAUUGCCAACUAGUUCUGCUCCUCGGUCUUUGCUAUUUUACGCUUGGCUACUAUGCCCAUAAGUAUCAGCUCCUUUAUUCCAUGGACCAGCCUCAGCAUGCUACUGGUGGCGCUUGGCGUAUCAUCUCCUACCGGCUCAUAUUUGGGUUGUGUAUUUUCGAGGUGGUAAUGGGCGGCAUCCUGUUGUUACAAGGUGCUCUUUAUGGCGCGGCCCUGGUGGCUCCGCUUCUUAUAUUGACUGUAUGGUUUGCCUACUACUUCAGCCAACGAUAUACGCCUCUCACUCUCUUCAUCUCACUGCGAAGCAUCAAACGGGACGUCGAUCCCAGUGCAGAAGGCAACCCCGGUCGGGAUCAGGCACAGCAGCCUAGUCAGAUGCGUCUGACGCGCCGUAUGAGCACAGUUGACGAAGACAAGGAGAAAGGGAUGCUAUUCGUCAACCCAAACCUCGUGGCUCCACUUGAGCAGCCAUGGAUAUAUAAGGAUCCACCCCCGCCGCUUUCGGUAACAGAGUCAAUGCAGGUCCCAUACAGUGACGAUCCAGACAAUCAAGAAGAAAGUGGAGAUACCACCCCUUCGGUACCAUCUGGCGAAAACGGGGCUGGUCUUCCUGGCCCUCCUCGAACGAGUGCCACGAAACUGUACAUACGUGGCAAGAAAUAA
Molecule: messenger RNA, 3004 nt
Organism: Truncatella angustata
Lineage: Eukaryota; Fungi; Ascomycota; Sordariomycetes; Amphisphaeriales; Sporocadaceae
Exons: 4
Coding region: 374-3004 (876 amino acids)
Cellular component (GO): plasma membrane
Molecular function (GO): calcium-activated cation channel activity
Source: RefSeq, a predicted model, not a curated record